Molecule: messenger RNA, 6133 nt
Organism: Hemiscyllium ocellatum (epaulette shark)
Lineage: Eukaryota; Metazoa; Chordata; Chondrichthyes; Orectolobiformes; Hemiscylliidae
Gene: braf
Product: B-Raf proto-oncogene, serine/threonine kinase
Exons: 20
Coding region: 8-2398 (796 amino acids)
Biological process (GO): protein phosphorylation; signal transduction
Cellular component (GO): mitochondrion; cytosol; plasma membrane
Molecular function (GO): ATP binding; protein kinase activity
Source: RefSeq, a predicted model, not a curated record
CGCGAAGAUGGCGGCCGCCAGCCCCGAUCCGCCGCCGUUAAACGGCCCGGAGGAGCUGAUGGAGCCGCCGGGAGAAGAGGCUGAGGGCCUCAGCGUCUCGGAGGAGGUCUGGAACAUCAAGCAGAUGAUCAAGUUAACUCAGGAGCAUAUUGAAGCCCUGCUGGACAAGUUCGGGGGAGACCAUAAUCCACCCUCUAUCUAUCUGGAGGCUUAUGAAGAAUACACGAGCAAGCUGGAUGCCCUGCAACAGCGUGAACAGCAAUUGUUGGAGUCCAUGGGGAAUGGCACAGAGUUCACAAACAGUAAUCCCAGCCUGACGGAGCUGAUGGAACCCUGCACCCACCUCACUGUCACUCAGAAUUGUCCUAGCCUAUUACAGAACCCGAGCGACGGUUUGAGGGCCAACCCCAAAUCUCCUCAGAAACCCAUUGUUCGAGUCUUCCUGCCCAACAAACAGAGGACUGUGGUCCCAGCACGGUGUGGGGUGACUGUGAGAGACAGCCUGAAGAAAGCUCUGAUGAUGAGGGGACUGACCGCGGACUGCUGUGCAGUCUACAGGACGCAGGAUGGGGAGAAGAAGCCCAUUGGCUGGGACACGGACAUGUCCUGGUUAACAGGAGAAGAACUACAGGUGGAGGUGCUGGAACAUGUUCCACUGACCACGCAUAACUUUGUUCGAAAGACGUUUUUCACUCUGGCGUUCUGCGAUUUUUGCCGUAAGCUUCUGUUCCAAGGUUUUCGGUGUCAGACGUGUGGAUACAAAUUCCACCAGCGUUGUAGCACUGAGGUUCCCCUCAUGUGUGUCAACAUCGACCAGCUAGAUCUGCUCAUUCUUUCCCGAAUCUAUGAAAACCAUCCCAUUACACAAGACGAUGUAUCAUCUGGAACAACGCCACCGGGUUUGGGGAUGUAUCCUUCAGUUCCACCGUCCGAUUCCACAGGGUCCCUAUCUCACUCCACUGCCUCCCCGACGAAAUCAAUUCCGAUCCCACAGCCUUUCAGACCCGGUGAGGAAGACCAACGCAAUCAAUUUGGGCAGCGAGACCGUUCAUCCUCUGCGCCAAACGUACACCUCAACACCAUUGAGCAGGUCAAUAUUGAUGGUCUGAUCCGUGAUCAGGGUCUACCACGCAAUGACGGAGCCCCCUUGACGCAGCCGAUCAGGUGCCUCAGGAAGUACCGCUCCCGGACUCCCAGCCCUUUGUUGCAAUCUUACCCCAAUGACCUUGUCUUUGAUUUUGAGCCUGGUCCUGUAUUCAGAGGGUCCACGUCGGGGCUCUCUGCCACCCCGCCAGCUUCGCUGCCUGGUUCUCUGAGUUGUGUCAAAACGUUGCAGAAAUCACCUGGUACUCAGCCACGGGAGAGGAAAUCGUCGUCUUCAUCAUCCGAAGACCGGAAUAAGAUGAAAACUCUGGGUCGAAGGGACUCCAGCGAUGACUGGGAGAUAUCAGAAGGACAGAUCACAUUGGGUCAAAGGAUAGGAUCGGGCUCAUUUGGAACAGUGUAUAAGGGAAAGUGGCACGGGGAUGUUGCAGUGAAGAUGCUGAAUGUUACAGCUCCAACACCACAACAGCUACAAGCCUUUAAAAAUGAAGUGGGAGUCCUCAGAAAAACCCGGCAUGUGAACAUUCUCUUAUUUAUGGGUUACACCACAAAGCCUCAGCUCGCUAUCGUCACACAGUGGUGUGAGGGCUCCAGUCUGUAUCACCACCUUCACAUCAUUGAGACCAAGUUUGAGAUGAUCAAGCUCAUCGACAUUGCCCGUCAGACUGCCCAGGGCAUGGACUACUUACAUGCGAAGUCCAUUAUCCACAGAGACCUGAAGAGUAAUAAUAUUUUUCUACACGAAGACCUGACUGUGAAGAUUGGAGAUUUUGGCUUGGCAACAGUAAAAUCACGGUGGAGUGGCUCCCAUCAGUUUGAGCAGUUGUCUGGUUCUAUCCUGUGGAUGGCACCUGAGGUGAUCCGAAUGCAAGAUAAGAACCCAUACAGUUUCCAAUCCGAUGUCUAUGCGUUUGGGGUGGUUCUAUAUGAGUUGAUGAGUGGACAGUUACCCUAUUCCAAUAUCAAUAACCGAGAUCAGAUUAUCUUCAUGGUUGGCCGAGGAUAUCUGACCCCUGACCUCAGCAAGGUGCGCAAUAACUGUCCAAAGGCAAUGAAGAGGUUAAUGGCGGAUUGUCUGAAGAAGAAACGUGACGAGCGCCCUCUGUUCCCUCAGAUUCUUGCCUCGAUUGAGCUGCUGGCCAGGUCUUUGCCAAAGAUUCAUCGCAGUGCGUCGGAACCCUCGCUCAAUCGGGCCGGCUUCCAAACUGAGGACUUCAGCCUGUACACUUGUGCAUCCCCAAAGACCCCCAUCCAGGCUGGAGGCUACGCCGGAGAGUUUACUGCGUUCAAAUAGAUGGGGACUUCUUACCACCGGCCGGAGCAGGGGUUUGCUGUUGUGUCUCGUGUCCUCCCAGUUGUUUCGGGGUUUAAGCCUGCAAACAGAAACUACAGCUGCUGCCCGAGCUGCUGUUUUGUAUUGUUUUCAAGACAGACUCCACCAACCAAUUUCUGCAAAGCUGUUAGUUCUAAAACUGCCUGAUGCACAAAUGUGAGUUCCCCCUGAAGCAGCUGUAGCUGUUUGUCUCCCUGCCUGAAGGAGGCGGCGGCGGAGGAAGAAACGGUUUCUCUGGACGCUGUUUGCAGUUACUGGGGAGAGGGACAGCGGCCAGCAUGAAGAGGAAUCUUUGAUAAUCACGGGACCAUGGGGAGGUUGGCUGCAGCUAUCGCCUGCCCCCUGCGAUUGUCUCCCUGCCCCAGACUGGGUUGUGCAAUCACCUGAUUCAAGAGGAGGAGAGGCCCCUUUACAAUAGAGCAGGAAUGUCGUGAAACGGCCAUAGUGGCCGCUGUCCAUUGCUCACCCCUACAAUGAGGCACAGAGACACUUUUAUUUAUGUAUAUUUUAUAAUUUAUUCAUUCUUUCCUGUAAGAGUUCAACACAUUCUUCCUGCCCCACCCUCCCGUACUGCUGUUCUCCAGCUGAUGCUUUUUAUCUUGGAUAAUCCAUUGGUUUCUGUCUUCAGGAAGGGGAAGCAGACCGGGGGCGCUCUCUGUUCCGCUGUAGAAGAUCACCAUGUGCAGUGAAUGUUACUUCCUCUCUCUGCUGCUGCUCAGCUCCCACUGGGUGAAAACAGUUUGCUUUCUUAGCCCUUGCCCACCUCCAGGUCACAGGGCAAAGGUCUCAUCCUUGACUCUUUCUGUGGGACAGCUUUUUCAGUGCAGACCACAGCCAGGGCAAACGAUCACAAUCUGUCUCUGAGACUGUGUGUAUCGAAGACAUAAGGGCUUGAGGAAUCUGAAGGGUUGUCGUAUCAAUGUGUAAUGGACUUGACUGUGAUGCCAUCUGCUGUGGAUUAGCUUUCUGAUAGUUACCAUUGAGGCGUGCAGGCACAGGACGUCACCAAUAAAAUAGUACCCCAACAGGAAGAAAAGGCUUUUAAAAUGAUAUCUAUCUGUUAUUCAAAAUCAUUGGUCAUUUUAUUGAAGACCGUGGGCCCCCUGGCAUUGUGCAGGAUACAGCUGACCCUUCCCUGUGGCCAGUCUCAAGCAGGAUUGCAUUACUUACUCUGAGGGAGGGAUGAUGGAAGGGAGGGUCCACUCGUCUGAAGGCAAUUUGAAUUACCCAUAGAUAGAGUGUGGUGCUGGAAAAACACAGCAGGUCAGGCAGCAUCCGAAGAACAUAAGCCCUUCGUGGCCCAGGGUUUUGGGUCUGAUUGUGGAUUGUUCAGUUGGUCCUGACAAUAGUCAGUAGAGCUGAAUGAACGAGGAAGCUCCUGUUGGAUCUGACACCACUCAUCCCUUUUCCAGUUUCUUGCCACUUGUCAGUUAUUGAAUAGUCAAAAGAAGUGAACAGACACUGAACCUAAUCCCUUUAAAUGUCAUUUUCUCAUCAUUCAGAUCCAACUCUCUUGCAUUUUCUGCUUAGUCCAAAAAGGUUUGAAACCAUUGCAUAAAGGUUGUUGUGUUUAAGCUCCUGUAUGGUGAUGAGACCCGGAUGACAAGGAACCAUUGGCUGGGUGGGUUCAAAACCAAUGCGAGUAGAAAUCUGCUCCCAGGAUAGAUGCAUGACACCAGAUCAGUACAUUCCUGAGGCUAGACAGGGUUAUGCUCAGCACUGUCCAUGGUGCUGAUCUUUUUGUGCUGCUCACCAGACGGAGGUAAUUUGCUCUGCUAACUUGAUCAAUACAGUAGAGGUAUAGCAUUCCAGCACUACAGUGAGGAAGAUAAAAGGAGUGUGGUGCCUGUAUCCAGUUUUAUUUAUUUUAACAGACUUUAACAUCUGAAUCUUUGUUAAAGAGCUAUUGUUCAAGUGUGCUCCUUCAUUACAUUUCAAAUUAGAAGCUUUCCAAGCGAAAGUAUUCUUGCACAACUCUUAAUUCUCAGCAUGAGCCUUUGGCUGCCAUCUCAUACACAUCAAGCUAUUCUAAUAUGCUGCAUUAAAAUCAGGGCUGUCAACUAUGCCGUCAACUCCAUUUUACUGCCAGAACUCCUCCUCCCCCCUCCACCUUCAGACACGUGUUCGGGAGGAAGGAACAGUGAGGGAUUUGGAGACUGAGCAUUAACAUUCUAGCUGAAAUCUGCUACAUACCAGACUUGUACAUCUCUGUUUCUGGAAACAUCCCAUGUGACAGAACUGUCUAUUUUUUAAAAACCUGAAAAUUAUUAAUCCAACAGUCAAUCCACUAUUCAUAAAUGUAUAAUGGUGUCCAGGCACAGCAGAGUGAACAUAACACUAUUAGGGGCAUUUCUAGAUCGAUCUAGACCAUCCGUAAGUCUCCACUGCAAGGUGGACCUUAUGCUUAAAUUUACCCCUUUACACUGGUUCAGUUUGUCCGAGGGUUGGUGUUUUUAAAGACAGCCCAGCAUCUUGUCCUUCUUCUGGUUACAAAUCUUACAAGAAUGAGCAAGUGCUAGUGCCGUUCAUCCACAAGGUGGUGUAUCCAUUGUACAGUGCUUUGCCAAGAGGUUGCAAGCACCUGGCGUGAGCAUUUAGCUCUCUAGCUGUCUAGAUCCUGCCCACAGCUGUAUAGGCCACUUCCAACUAGCACUGUCAGCAAGCUGUGGCCAUCAAUAUCACAGUAUCUCGCUGCUGCAAUGCAGCCACAAAAUGUUGGACAGUCCAUCCCUUUCCCUACCUAAGGUGAUAACUGGUGACCUGCUGGGGGUUUUGCUCUGAUUUAGCUGAACUACACAACUGCUUUUAAAAAAAUGUGUACAAAGUAAUCCCUGCGCAUUAAUCCUCAAAAUGUGACUCACUUGGCUUUUGGAGAUACUUUGCCCUGUUUACACUCCAGUAUCGGUAGCAGACUGUCACCUUCUGUUCCUGUUGCCCAGUCCAUUGGUGAAACAGUUGAAAGCACUUGGAAGAACGUCUCUAUAAAACAGGGUGACCAAACACGGAGUCACAGCAUGAGUAGCUGUGAGGGGGAAGGGAUAGGGAAGUCAGGGAUUGCAUGGCAAAAAUAAGCUCCAGCACUGUAUGUUUUAAAAGCAUUCCAUUCCUGCCAGGAAGAGGUGCAGGUACGAUGGAAUCUGACCAGAGAGGGAGCUGACCCAUCUUAGACAUCACCAGCUUUGCAAAGAGUUAUUUACUCAUCUCACACACAACCCUGCCAGUUUUUCUUUUGGUACAGCCCAUGCCAACUAGACCUUUUUACACAUUACGUUUGACAAAUUCCUGUCCGAGACAAUUAUCAAAACUGUAAUUCCAGUGCCAUAUCCAACCGCUGCCACUUCACAUGGGGCAGCAGGCUCCUGUUUAGAGGAAGAGAAAGGUCAAAGUCCCACUUUCAUGUCUGUUUUAAGAUUAGAGCAAGGAUUGCUUCACAGUCAGAAAAAAAAUCAGCCUCAUCUUGGAUCAGUGUAAAGACUAAGUGUAUUGUCAUUGCAUAUGGCUCCCUCCCCCAGUACCUUCAAUUCUCACCUGUAAAUUUGUACAAUGGAAUAUAUUGUCAGUUUGCUAUAGAGCAUGGAUACAAAAUUUUGAUAGAUAAUUCAAAAACCUUAUUGUGUAAAGUUAUUUAAAAGACUGUAUUAUAAAAGUUCUAUGUAUGUGAAUAUGGGAAACACUAUAAUAAAGGACCUGCAUGGA